This is a messenger RNA of Gavialis gangeticus (Gharial), 2010 nucleotides long. It is a transcript of the gene ADSS1, whose product is annotated as adenylosuccinate synthase like 1. The transcript is spliced from 12 exons. Gene Ontology annotation, molecular function: adenylosuccinate synthase activity; nucleotide binding. The record is from RefSeq and is a predicted model, not a curated record. Gene Ontology annotation, biological process: IMP metabolic process; 'de novo' AMP biosynthetic process. Gene Ontology annotation, cellular component: cytoplasm. The annotation marks the transcript as partial. Lineage: Eukaryota; Metazoa; Chordata; Crocodylia; Gavialidae.
UUUUUCUGUGUUUCUCUCUUGCAGGGUGGAAAUAAUGCAGGCCAUACUGUGGUUGUUGAUGGGAAGGAAUACGAUUUUCACCUCUUUCCUAGCGGCAUAAUUAAUCCAAAGGCAAUUUCCUUCAUUGGUAAUGGGGUGGUUAUACAUUUACCAGGCUUGUUUGAAGAAGCUGAAAAAAACGAGAAGAAAGGUUUAAAGGACUGGGAGAAAAGACUCAUUAUCUCAGACAGAGCACAUAUUGUGUUUGACUUUCAUCAAGCUGUUGAUGGACUUCAAGAAGUACAACGCCAAGCACAGGAGGGAAAAAAUAUUGGCACAACAAAGAAAGGCAUUGGACCAACAUAUUCUUCCAAAGCUGCAAGAACAGGCCUUCGUGUUUGUGAUCUGCUUGCAGAUUUUGAUGAAUUUUCUUCCAGAUUCAAGAAUCUCGCACAGCAGUACAAGUCAAUGUUUCCCAAUUUGGAAAUAGACAUAGACGGGCAACUGAAAAAGCUAAAGGGAUAUGCUGAAAAAAUAAGACCAAUGGUCCGAGAUGGUGUUUAUUUUAUGUAUGAAGCUCUUCAUGGGUCCCCAAAGAAAAUUCUUGUUGAAGGUGCCAAUGCAGCACUACUUGACAUUGACUUUGGCACAUACCCAUUUGUGACUUCAUCGAACUGCACCGUGGGUGGUGUGUGCACAGGACUCGGUGUUCCUCCCCAGAACAUUGGUGAAGUAUAUGGCGUGGUGAAGGCCUAUACCACAAGAGUGGGAAUUGGAGCCUUUCCCACUGAGCAGAUUAACGAAAUUGGAGACCUCUUACAGUCCCGAGGCCAUGAAUGGGGUGUCACCACAGGCAGAAAAAGACGCUGUGGCUGGUUAGACCUUGUUAUUUUGAAGUAUGCUCAUAUGAUCAACGGAUUCACUGCUCUGGCAUUAACAAAACUGGAUAUUCUGGAUGUCCUUGAUGAGAUUAAAAUUGGUGUUGCUUACAAACUGGGUGGAAAAAGAAUUCCAUAUUUUCCAGCUAACCAGGAAAUACUACAGAAAGUAGAAGUGGAGUAUGAAACAAUGCCUGGGUGGAAGACUGACACAACUGCUGCGAGAAAAUGGGAAGACCUCCCACCCAAGGCACAGAAUUACAUACGAUGUGUGGAAAACCAUGUCGGGGUGCCAGUUAAAUGGGUUGGAGUUGGAAAAUCAAGAGAGUCAAUGAUCCAGCUAUUUUAAACAAACAAAGAACUUCAGUGAUGAAAAACACAAUUUACUGUUCAUCUGUUCCUUACUGCUCCCAAGUUACAGUGGAGAUGCUGUUUAAAACCAAAAUGUUCUUCUAGGAGAUGAGUAGAAACAAAAUGCAUAUUCUGUACUUUCUUAUUUUCAUUUACCUUUCAGCUUCCAGUAAAUGCGACUAUUCAAUGAUAAAAAUCUGUUUGGUGGCAACUAUCACAAGAAUUGCAAAAGCAUAAAAAUUCAGUAACUUGAAAUCAAGAACAGGAGUGAAAAUAUAUAUAUUUUUUCUUUUUAGUUGUGACAUAUUACUAUUCAAAGUGUUUCACAUCCAUAGGCAGUUAUUUCUUCACACUGUUGCCAAUAUCAAACAUUUUCCAAUACUUAUUAAGCAAAUGCAGAAUUGUAAAAGCUGGAUGUAUUCUUCAUUGCAGGUUCUCAAAAUGUUGUAUCUAUAGGUUGGCAGUGAUAAGACAUAAAUUACAUUGAACUUUGGCCUUUUAUGUAGACCCUCAGUCCCAAAAAUAAUCCAGUUUGGUAGGCAUUUUUAAUUCCACAAAGCGAGACAAUCACAAUUAGCUGGAGGCCUGUGAUUUUAUUUUUACAGCCUACUAAUGUGAGAAAAGGAAAAGUGAUUGUAUUGGAGAGCAGUGCAAGCCAGUAACUGAGGUAACUUCUGGAGAUGGGCCAAACUUGAGACAGGCGACCUGUCUAGGCGUUCCCUCUCAUAGCCUCUUUACCAACAGGCACUCCAUGUAGGGGCUAUCGGAAAUGCUGUCCUUUCCUCCUGUGCAAAAUGGAAGA